AUGGAUCGAUAUAAGCGGGUCAAGCGGCUGGGUGCGGGGGCUCAGGGCGACUGUUAUUUGGUCCGCGACAGAAAAACAGGAGAGCUCUGUGUGAGCAAGGACAUAAAGCUCUCGUUGAUAAGCCCGGAGCAGCGCCAGAAUGCGCUCAACGAAACCACAAUACUACACGAUGUGAGCGACCACCCGAACAUCAUCAGGUAUAUCAGCUCUCAUCUGAAUGCAAAGAAACAGGUCCUUCACAUGCUAAUCGAAUAUGCGGAUGGAGGUGACUUGGAGCAGCAAAUACAGUUGCGGCGUAGUCUCCUUGACGAGCACCUUGGAACUUGCUCCCUGGAGAAUUCGUCUAGCUCAUCGGGGGCAAAGUACGCAGACUUGCGGCGCUACGCAUCCGUGUUCUUCAGAGAAGAACACGUUCUUUUGGUAUUCAUUCAAGCGCUCGCCGGUCUACAUCACCUUCAUUCAAGAGAUAUUCUCCAUCGGGACAUUAAAAGCCAGAACAUCUUCCUGUCUAGUGACGGCUUAAUUAAGUUGGGAGACUUCGGAAUAGCACGGCAGCUAGACAAAGAGCAGAUGGCAAGCACAUACGUGGGCAGCCCUUGCUACAUGUCUCCCGAAUUGUACAAAAGGGAGGCUUACAACAGCAAGAGUGAUAUCUGGGCGCUGGGCUGCGUCCUUUUUGAGCUCUGCUGUCUGCGCAAGCCGUUUCAAGGUUCUAACAUCGUGGUCUUGGCGAUGCAGAUUACACAGAAUCAACCACCAGCUCAUUUGGAUGCGCCGUCUGGCUUGUAUCCGGCUGAAUUGCACCGCCUGGUCAACCGUAUGCUCCAAGUUGCUCCCGAGGAGAGGCCGUCGACGGCUGAAAUCGUAGCCACGCCAUACAUCUUGAGGGCUGUGAAAAAACUGCUCAAGAGGUACCCUCAGUUGCACUAUUUGCAACCCUACCUUGCCUCCUCAGUGACAACUGCUAUUUCCCCACCGCUCGCUGGCCCCAGCACCCCUACAAUUAAGCCCGCUGUAAAGGGUGGUGAAUCCGAGAUUCUGCUGACAAAAGAGGCUUGCUUGGAGCGCCUGGACUCCAGCUUGGACCCGCUGGCUUCGCCGACUCUGGAUGCGUUGUUCGAAUGCUCGCUAACAGACUGCGCGCCGCAGGCUCAUGCUGUGAUUUCCAUUCUCCGCAAGAGACGAGACCAGCUUGCGACCGACGGCCAGAGAGGCGGAAUCGCCGAUCGCCCCACUCGUCUCCUGAAUGAUCCUGAGCCGGGGGAAGGCAGCCCGUUGUCGAUGCAGCAGCAACUUCGUAUAGUGUGGAAGUGUCUGAGCUCGACUUUUCCUGAUUAUUUGUCCAGCUGCGCUCAACCGCCGAGGGCCGUUAACUCUCUGGAAGGAGACGAAGAAUUCUGCUCGACCGGUGGGAACGGAAAUGCGCGGCGUGGCGACUGGACCACCAGUCACAGCACUGCCAGCAGAAAGGCAGAAUCGGCUUCCGUUGGAGUCACAUUCGCCAACCCGCACGAGUCUCGAGAUGAGACAGGCCCUACCUGUUUCCCUGAAAUCAACCCCGAAGACGACGCCGCGCCGGCGACAAUUCCGUGGAGAAAGCUGUCUUGCACACCCGAUGAUGCAGCAGCAUGCAGUGGAGGUUCUUCAUUCGAUGACGACCCAGCGGAGUGGACGGGCAGCAAGUGGAGUUCCUCCAACGCACAGGCAGCAGUCUUUGGCAACCCGUUUGCUCCGAACCCCGCAGCCAGGGCAGGCGAUAAGUCUGAAUUACUACACAACACGUCAGCGUCUCCCCGCGAACACCACGCCAUCACUCGCGAACUGCUUCACGUGCUCAAGAACGUGCGAAUGAGGACCAAAAACCAUAAACUUGGAGCGAGACGAAAAACGCCUCAGCCGCAUUCCCAGCCUGAAGCAGCAGAGAGCUCUGAGCCCUGCAGCGGCACCCGUGGAGGAGCUGGUUCCUCCAGUCCUCACAGCCAGCCACCUCCCGAAGAGGAGAAUGAUGGAGGAAGGCCACCACUGCCCUCGCGUGGGAUUGGGACGACCGAGGAGCUUCAAUUGGAACCCGGCAAUAGAACGAAGCCCGAGCUCGAGUUUACCGCAGACCGACCGGCUUCAGUACCGAAAGAUCAACAGGGACCCGAUUAUAAUGCGAAAGAAGUUGACACCGAAAGCGAAAAUCUUGACACGACGGAUGGCGAGGAACAGGCCAGACGACUUUCGGGAAUCCAGCUCGAGGCGUUGCUGCAGGAGUUGCUCGUCAGAGACACGUAG
Molecule: messenger RNA, 2277 nt
Organism: Besnoitia besnoiti
Lineage: Eukaryota; Apicomplexa; Conoidasida; Eucoccidiorida; Sarcocystidae
Exons: 4
Coding region: 1-2277 (758 amino acids)
Biological process (GO): protein phosphorylation
Molecular function (GO): ATP binding; protein kinase activity
Source: RefSeq, a predicted model, not a curated record